Molecule: messenger RNA, 1108 nt
Organism: Drosophila eugracilis
Lineage: Eukaryota; Metazoa; Arthropoda; Insecta; Diptera; Drosophilidae
Product: lateral signaling target protein 2 homolog
Exons: 1
Coding region: 1-366 (121 amino acids)
Source: RefSeq, a predicted model, not a curated record
AUGCGCAAGGGCACCGCUGCCCUCAAGCGUCAGCAGGUGGCACAACUCCGUCAGCAUCACCAGCAGCUGUUGGCUGCCGCUCCGGAGCUCGCACUGGCGUCUUCCUCGCGCCUGGCUGCAGCCCUGAUCUCGUCGGCGGUGGCUUUGAGCGCCUCGUCCGCGAGCCUUGUAAAUAAUCAUCAACACAGCCAUAUUCAACAACAGCAACCGCAGCAGCCGCCACAGGCCCGCCAUCAUCACCAUCCGGCAACAUCUCACAGGCAUCACCAUCACCACCACCACUCACAUCACCACUCGCACCACCAUCAUCAUCAAUGUCGCUCGAAACGCAAACUGCAGAAAUUGUAUUAUACGCUUUGCCGUUAGAUCUGUAACUUAACUAUAUCUAUGUAUACUUGUAUGAGAGAAAGUUUCUUAGAACCACCAGCAUCAAAAGCACUUAGCUUAAGUCGAUUUACACCUGUCGUGUCGUCCUUUAUCAUAUGACCAAUGUUUCGUCCUCCAUUUUUUUGUAUAUGUAUUUAUUUAUUCCAAUUUUUUUUCGUAAUUGUACACAUCAUAAUUGGCCGUAAACUGAAAGAAUAAAUCUCAUCAGUGCAAUAAUAUACAUAUAUCCACUUAUAUAUAUACUGAUUUCAAAAUAAUUUCUUAUUUUAUUCAAACACUCCAAUCUAUUUAUUUGUAAUUGAAAAAGAUUUGUGAUUUACGCACAUGAUAUAAACUUCAUAUAAACUGUAAACUGUAAUUGUAGCGUGUCUCAAGCAAUUUUCGUUUUAAGUACCCCAAGGAAUUUAUAAUAUCAUCCGCACAGACACAUUUACCUAACCAAUCUAGAACACACACACAAAACCCACAAAGCCCUCUGAUUAAGUAUUACUUAGCGUAUGUAAGCUUUACUUUAAGUUGCAAUUGGCAAGAAAACCACAAACAAAAUGUACUUUACUUAGGUCGAUCCUCAGUUACUAUCGCGAACUGGGGUCAAAGUAUCAAAUUUGUGAGACGAGAAUUAGCGAAUAGCUAAUAUUCUCGUACAGGCUAGAUUUUUUCUGAUUGUGCUGGGCAAGUCAAAGAAGUACUCAAUGCGAAUAAAGUGAAUUUUGCCAAGUCA